This is a messenger RNA of Pocillopora meandrina, 1715 nucleotides long. NCBI's taxonomy places the organism in Eukaryota, Metazoa, Cnidaria, Anthozoa, Scleractinia, Pocilloporidae. The record is from the annotation of a GenBank genome assembly.
AUGGAGAUAAUGGCAACAAAGACAUCAAAGCCAUGGGGUACAUCCUUGUGCAGUGUGAAGGAAACUAUGUACUUUCCCAAUAACGUACGAGAAUUAGAUACAUAUAGAUGUGGAUUAAGGGGUACAAAGUUGUGGACACUAAGCUUAAACUAAUCACUAUCCUAUCCAUUCUACCUUAAUCAAAGCUGUGGACACUAAGCUUAAACUAAUCACCAUCCUAUCCAACCUUCCUUAGUUUCCUGCUACCAAAGGUCGCAGGAAAUUUAAAAAAAAAAUUAAAACCCGUUGAGUUGGCACAGCCAGCCUUUUAGUACAGAUACCAAAGAGUUAGAACGGAGCUGUUUGUUUCGAAGAUCGUGGCUACAUAUGAAACAAAAGUGCUUAUACAUCUAGAUAAGUAAUGAUAUAGACUUUUUUGUUUUAUUUUGCUGUUGACCCCAUUUUAAUGUGCUCUGUCCAAGAGAGCUCCUGAAUUUUUUGUUCUCGUUGACUUUAUGUUUUCUUUUGUUUUCUUUAUUCAAAUCAUUGUUUUAGCGAAACUAGACAGUAUUAAAGCCCUGACUCGAGCUUCCUUAGGGUCUUAUUUUGUGGAACAAAUGGGUGAUUUUUCAUGCAGUCUUAGUAACUAGUCUGCGUAGCAAGCGGUUUGGUUGGCAAGCACCUGAGAAAGCUACCUACGGAAACUUAACUGAGAAUUGCCUCUUCUAUUUUGAUAUCCCUCUAUUUCACUGGUUGGUAGUUUCUCAGGUAUUGCUAUCAUCCAUGUAACAUUCUUGAAUAUAAUUCUUCCCAAUCAAAAAUUUCUCCAGUAGGGAAUGCGCCAAUUUUGUUGUAUAUAACGUUAAGAACUCUCUGUUGUAAGUAAGAUACAUAAUAAUUAAUAACGGUAUAAAGAAAAAAUCGUCAGAAGAAUUUGUGGUGACGUUGUCCCCAUAAUAAUUAAAGAACUUCAUACUAUUAAAAAAAGAAUAGCCCGCUUAUUUAAACGAGAUCUAACCCAAACCGCGGUUUUCCGCAAGCAGUGUGCCUCGGUGAUUCUCCAUAAGAGGGUUGAUUUCAUUUAAACAGCUGUCCGUCUACUUUUAGGUAUCGGCCUGUUGACACUGUUCACAAAAAAAUUGAUUCUUAGAUAAAAGGUUCGGCUAAAUUGAAGAAGGCUUAGAACGCGGUUUUGUUAAAUGACGACUAGACCUUGUUUAAAUAACCGGCCCUAAAUCUCUGAGCUUCUCCUAGAGGAAUAUUUAUUUAUAAUAGAUGUUUCUUGUGAUUAAUAAGGCAAUGAUUUAUCGAUGAAAUUAGAAUUAGAAUCUAUUAGAAGAUUGCAGACACCCGCCAUCCAAACCACACAAUUUUUCAACGACACAAAACGGUAUGUAUUUAUAACGGGUUGUAACUUAUCUAAGUAUAAAAAUCACAAUUUCUUAAUUGUGAUUGGUUUAAACAAAUUAUUUUCUACUAAUUCACUUGCCAAUUUGUUAUCGGACAGCUUGUUAUCGGACGGUUCAAUAAGCCAAUCACAUUCAAAGUUUUAGUUGAAAUCAACCAAUCACAACCUUGGUUUCCUUUGUCAAUUUUUAAAUGCAAAAUUCCUCUCUCUUCCACACCUUGCCUAUUCACGUUUCCUCGGAUAUCGUAACUAUUUGUUCAGUCAUUUUGCAAUAAUUUUUUUAAUUCAAAGUUGCACUUUUGAGCAAAGUUUUCAGUAUAGAAGCUAA